This is a messenger RNA of Pogona vitticeps (central bearded dragon), 1797 nucleotides long. RefSeq lists its product as uncharacterized. The record is from RefSeq and is a predicted model, not a curated record. Gene Ontology annotation, biological process: B cell differentiation; B cell receptor signaling pathway. Lineage: Eukaryota; Metazoa; Chordata; Lepidosauria; Squamata; Agamidae. Gene Ontology annotation, cellular component: B cell receptor complex; external side of plasma membrane.
CUGAUAACGGGACACGAGUGGCCAUUCGCGAAAUAACUGAUCUGAUGGUGAACCAGACACCUGGAGAUAUCGAAAUAAUGGAAGGGGAGAACAUUACUCUUGAGUGUCGAUUCAAGACGGUCGGCAACCUCAGCAACAUGUACGUACGGUGGUACAAAAAUGAGACCUUGCUGAGUAACCAAACGGAGGAACAAACCAUAAAUGAGGAUCUGGAAGAGGGUUUUUCUUCUCUCACUCUCUGGAAAGCUCACACGAGCCGUUCAGGAAUGUACAGGUGCGAGGUGGGCGUCAGGGGAAGGAAUCUGACCGGAUCCGGGAAGGAAUCUCGCGUUAUCAUCUCAGGACAGCUGCCCUCUGAGCAGAAGACAAAUCCAGACCAAAAGCCUGGCUCUGAAAACCACAAGGAAGCUGGUGCUGGAUUCGAAAUCGGAGUCGCAGCCGGAGCUGCCGUGGGGGUCUUCCUCUUCUUGCUGCUGAUCGGGGUCUUCGUGUGGAGACAGAAGAAGAGGGGAAGUCCAGCAGCCACAUCAGGGACAGAAUCUGAUGCUAACGAAGAAGCGGGAAAGCAGCAUCUUCCGUUGGCCGGCCAAAUGAGCGAUGUGACCUACGCAGACCUCCGUUUCAAAAGAAAUGAAGGGCAACCAGAAUCGGAAGUGGUUUAUGCAGAAGUGAAGCCUGGACGCCAGCAGCGAGCUGGCAUCAAUGGCCGGCCCCAGGCCAAAGUCCGUGGCUCCCGCUAGGGAGAGACACCGUCCCUUUUUCUUCCCUGGCCUCCCUUUGAGAUUCAUUCUUCUAUGCAACCGGGACUGACCUCUGCUGAACUGGCCGGGUCCUCCCUUGAAGACUGACUGACAAACUGGCUCUCUACUGCCUAGGAUCGGAGGAACGGCUACAUCUCCUUCCUCCUGUUUCCCUUUUUGCUGGGCAAACCGUCCACACGCCUUCCCCAACCCAGUGCCCUCCAGGUGUUUGGAUUACAACUCUCAUCAUCCUUGGUUCAUAUUUCUUAUUCCCUGGAGAAGAACAGCUGGAGGCGGUCUGUAGGCUCGGGGUGGAAUGCCCUUGCAGGCGGAAAUACCGACGGAUGGGUCGGUGCCAUCCUCGCAGCAACCUUUUGCACCUGCUAAAUUUUGGCCCCUGGAUCAAAGCCCCAGUCACCCUGCCUCAGCUAGAACUGUGGAACUUAAAACCUGGAACCGAUUCAUCUGCCUUCACCGUCUCUGGGGCUCCUGGCCAAGUCCUGCUCUGUUGUUCUCUCUCUCUCUCUCUCUCUCUCUGGGCUACUCUCCAGUGGAAGUAGAACCAUCGGGAGAUCUGGUUGCAAGGCCCCCAGCGUCAGGUGCAGCUUCAACUUGAGGCCAGACACUGUUCGUUCAUUCGCAAUUUGACCAUUUGUUCAUUCGCAAUUCGGGGAGGAGAAGAGUGGUCUACCUUAUGGGGUUGUUGUCAGGAUUCCUGCUUAAGAUACCGCAUGGGAAGUAUUUUGGAUUUUUUUAAACAGGCCAUCGAAAAGCAAUAAACGCCAUUUAUAACGGUUGUUUAUGUAGGAGGCAAAACUAGGGGAAGCCAGCAUUUUAAUAAAAAAGGAGCAACACAUUCCAAUGUUUCAUGAAACAGGAGAGAGAGAGAGAGAGAGAGAGAAAAUGAGAGAGAGAGAGAGAGAGAAAGGCAUACACAUAAGCUUGUUCCUUGGUCAUUCUAAAUGGUCCCAUCAAGGAAAUUAUGUUGGCUUCAAGGAGCAAUUUCUAGGCAGAUAGCCUGCAGGACAUCAAAUAUAAAAUCGGAGGUAUUCAGACA